AUGACUCUCGUGAUAAUUCGUUUCUUGGAACUAAGCACUGAGGUCACCAAAGUUGGUAUUAAUCUUUGCUCUCUGUGGCACACAUUUUUCUGUCGUUAUGGGAAAUUUCAGUCUUAUUGGACGUUUUUUUUCGCUAACGAGUUCAAGGAUGCUAAAUUUUAUUUUAUCGAUAAAAAUUGUACGAGGAAAACGGCGUUAAUCUUAAGAUUAAAAUUUAUUGCUAUAAUGUUCCCUAAUUGUCAUUUUUAUGUAAUUAAACAUCUUUGUGUUUGCAUCUUCAAAUAAAAUUACAUGAAUUAUGUUGUCAUCGGGAUAAUUCGUUUCCUAAAAAUUUCACCGAUAUUUGAAAUCGAUUAGUUUCUGACAUAAAGAAUUCUUUUUCACAGAUGAAGACACCAUUCCUUUUAACAUUCCUGCUAGGAUGUUUUGCCCUGGCUAGGGCACACACGUACCACAUGGGCGCUUGCCCCAUUGUGGAACCAAUGUCCGGAUUUCAAAUGAACAAAGUAAGUGUAUGGUACGUAAUCCAGAAAACAUCGACCGCCAGCAAAUGUAUCACUUACAACUACACUCGUGGAGAAGAACCGGGCGAAUACGUUAUAACGCAAGAUUCUGAUCACCCAGUAUUAGGUAAGAAGAGAAUCCAGGAAAAUGAUGGCAAUAAACUGCGAACGUUUACUAUAGAUAUAUAUUUUUAAUGCAAUUGGAGAAAUAGAAUCUAUAGCAGCAUGCAUUAUUUACAUCUUUAACAUUUCGUAUGAACGUAUGAACAUUCGCAGUUGUGUAUGAUAAAGUAUUGGAAAAGUUAACAACGAAAGAAGUAAGGUUGGAUGAAAGAUUCGUGAAGACGUAAAGAAUGAUAGAGAUUUAUAAUAGUGGAUUCGAUGUUCUGUUUGUCAAACGAUAGUCGACGACGAAGCGUCGAAGAAGACAAGAUUUUCUUUUAAUAGACGGUACGGUCGCCGUGUAUAUAUGUAUAUUGCUGGAAGCUUUUGAAUUAAUAAAGAAGCAGAACGUCGGAUCUCAUCGGGACUCAUAA
Heterotrigona itama is the source of this 1039-nucleotide messenger RNA. NCBI's taxonomy places the organism in Eukaryota, Metazoa, Arthropoda, Insecta, Hymenoptera, Apidae. The record is from the annotation of a GenBank genome assembly.